AUGGUUGAAGCGCUUGAGGCCAAGAAGCUCAAGGAGCACGCAAAGCUCAAGGAGUAUCUCGCUUUGACUGAUGAGGUUAUCGUGAAGAAGAACGGCAGGGAUUGGAGUCGUGAUGCUUUUGAUCUCACUACCCGAGUACUUCAUGUCAAUCCCGAGUUCUACACAGUCUGGAACUAUAGACGCCACAUCCUCGUUCAUGGGAUCUUCCCCACCAGGUCUGUGCUGUGCACACCUCCCGAAAUCAAUGAGAUACUCACCACCGACCUCUCACUUACGACGGCUCACCUUAAGCAGCAUCCUAAGGUAUAUUGGAUAUGGAACCACCGUCGAUGGUGCCUCGAGAAUGUACCGGUUGGACCCACUGAAGACGAUCCUGAUGGGUGGCGAAGGGCAAACUGGAACAAGGAGCUCUUCGUAGUAGAGAGGAUGCUUGAUGCAGAUGCGCGCAAUUUUCAUGCUUGGAAUUACCGCCGUUAUGUGCUUGCCAGCACGCCAGUGCAGCGGGCUGAGCAAGCAGAAUUGACAUAUACCACCCGAAAGAUAGAAGCCAACUUCUCCAAUUUCAGUGCAUGGCACCAGCGGUCCAAGGUUCUCACCUCACUGUGGGAUUCGGGCAAACUAGAUAUCAAGAAAUCAAAGGAGGACGAAUAUGAAUUAGUCAAGAACGCAAUGUAUACAGACCCGGGCGAUCAAAGUGUUUGGAUUUACCACCGAUGGCUCGUCGAACCUGGUAAUGAUUAUGAGAUUCUACGUCGUGAAAUCACCUCCAUCCAAGAGUUGUUGGACGAGCAACCUGAUAGCAAGUGGUGCAUGGAAUCACUUGUGUUUUACCAUCGGCUGCAAUUGAGGAAUCAUUCUUCUCGCCUGACCGAUACUGACAAGCAAGGCAUCGUACAAAGAUGUCUGCAGUUAUUAAAUGACCUGCAGGCUGUAGACUCACCUCGGCGGCAGCGCUACAUAGAUCUCUCCACUGAGGUGCAGAAGCUGGCCUAG
Postia placenta MAD-698-R-SB12 is the source of this 993-nucleotide messenger RNA. RefSeq lists its product as hypothetical. Gene Ontology annotation, molecular function: Rab geranylgeranyltransferase activity. Bases 1 to 993 code for a protein of 330 amino acids. The transcript is spliced from 9 exons. NCBI's taxonomy places the organism in Eukaryota, Fungi, Basidiomycota, Agaricomycetes, Polyporales, Adustoporiaceae. Gene Ontology annotation, cellular component: Rab-protein geranylgeranyltransferase complex; cytoplasm. The record is from RefSeq and is a predicted model, not a curated record. Gene Ontology annotation, biological process: protein geranylgeranylation.